AUGCUUAGUUCUUUUGUUGGGAAGGUACAAAAGAGUUUAUCACUGUUUGUACCAAGAAAGCAUGCAUUGAGUUACUGGAAUGAAGAUCAUGCCACAACCACAACUGAAUUGGCUGAUGAUGUUAUGGAAGGUUACUUUGCUGUUCUUGCAAGGAAGGGUGAUGAAACAAGAAGGUUUAUAGUUGGGUUAGAUUACCUGACUGAUCCAGCUUUUGUGGGAUUGCUUGACGAAGCUUGGGAGGAGUAUGGUUUCAGACAGAAGGGAACUCUUGUUGUUCCGUGCACGCCGAUGAAGUUGCAGAACAUUCUAGAUGGUCGGAAAACAUAG
Lathyrus oleraceus (garden pea) is the source of this 327-nucleotide messenger RNA. Its product is annotated as auxin-induced protein 6B. The coding region runs from base 1 to 327 and encodes 108 amino acids. Gene Ontology annotation, biological process: response to auxin. Lineage: Eukaryota; Viridiplantae; Streptophyta; Magnoliopsida; Fabales; Fabaceae. The record is from RefSeq and is a predicted model, not a curated record. The transcript has a single exon.